This is a messenger RNA of Psylliodes chrysocephalus, 3576 nucleotides long. Lineage: Eukaryota; Metazoa; Arthropoda; Insecta; Coleoptera; Chrysomelidae. The record is from the annotation of a GenBank genome assembly.
CAUCAAUCAUUAUGCCAGUCAAGGCGGGGAAUACCAGACAAACCGUGGCGUUGUAGCUCACGUCCAGGCUCUGCUCAAGGGAACUGCCCUGUUGCCAUGUGACUUAACCGCUGCCGCACCGAAUGAUUCCGUUGUUCUUGUGGUUUGGUAUAAGGAUGAACAUACUCCAAUUUAUAGUUACGACACCAGGGGUGGUCACGCAACGCUGGCGAAACAUUGGCAAGACGCGAGCCUUGAAUCCAGGGCUUUUUUCCGGACGAUGACUGAACCCUCCACCCUGAGCGUUGACAACGUCGGUGAAAAGGAUGAAGGCGAGUACAGAUGCAGAAUUGAUUAUUUGAAAUCGCCUACGAGGAAUUCCAGAGUUACUAUGCAGGUUGUAGUUCCUCCACAAAAGCCAACAAUUAUAGACGAUAAUGGUAAAGAAGUGCCCACACUAGCAGGUCCUUAUGAAGAAGGUGGUGAUAUGAAACUUACAUGUAUUGUAACUGGAGGCAACCCGGAUCCGGUGAUAAAGUGGUGGCGUGAGGGCAAACUCAUCGAAUCUACCGAAAAUCGUUCAGGUUUCGAAAAUGUUCGAUCCAAUCAGCUUAUCGUUCGUAACUUGCAGCGGUCCGAUCAACAUGCAGCUUUUACAUGCCAAGCCUCCAACAACAACAUCAGUCAACCGGUGUCAGCAACCACAUCGAUAGAGAUAUAUUUUCGGCCUCUAACUGUGGAAAUAUUAAUCAGCAAUAAUCCGUUCUCUGCAGAUAGAAAAUACGAGAUUCCCUGCCAAACGUUUGGUUCCAGACCACCGGCGAAAAUAAGCUGGAUAAUGGAUGGAAAAGAGUUGGUUGCACCUAAAUAUAAUUCUACACAUACGGAAUCCGACGAUGGAAACUCAACUACUUCAAUCCUCUCAUUCGUACCCAGCCGCCUCGACAACGGACGAUCACUUACGUGUAGAGCAUCCAAUCAUUUGGUCCAAAAUGGCGUCGGGGAACAUACCGUGAAAUUGAACGUUUUCUAUGUGCCCAUUCUCCACCUGUCUCUGGGCUCCAACCUCAAUCCCGACGACAUAGAAGAGGGAGAUGACGUUUAUUUUGAAUGCAAAGUGAACGCCAACCCUUGGGCAUACAAAGUACUCUGGAAGCACAACGGUCAAGUGAUGCAGGCCAACCAGAAGGGCGGCGUCAUCAUGAGCACGUUGGCGCUGGCCCUGCAAGGUGUGACCCGCAGCCAAGCGGGGAAUUACUCAUGUGUGGCCUCGAACGUCGAAGGAGAUGGAGACAGCAACACAGUCGACCUGAAAAUUAUGUACAAACCAAUUUGCCGUUCGGAACAAAAACGCAUCUACGGCGUAGCCAAAAUGGAAAAAGUGAAAGUAUUAUGCGAAGUCGAAUCGUAUCCCCCACCCGACAAUUUCAAAUGGCUGUUUAACAACUCGGCAGAGUCCACGGAAGUUCCUGCAACAAAAUUCAAAACAGGCCUACACCGGUUCGUCUCCACCCUCAGCUACAACCCCGUUAACGAAAUGGACUACGGCACUGUGAUGUGUUGGGCUAGUAAUUUGGCCGGCAAACAGCAGGAGCCUUGUAUAUUUCACAUUAUUCCUGCUGGGAAACCGGAUCCGCCAUAUAAUUGUACCAUAGUUAAUAUGACGAAUGAGUCCCUGGAGGUUGAGUGCAGUGAAGGAUAUGAUGGUGGCUUACCUCAACAUUUUCUUCUAGAAGUUUACGAUUCGACGACAGGCGUUUUAUUAGCAAACGUAUCAGCUAAAUUCCCUGUUUUCAUUGUCAGCGGUCUAGAUCCUGGAAAAAUGCUGAAAAUGAUCAUCUAUGCUUCAAAUUCUAAAGGACAAAGCGAGCAAGUGCCUUUGGAUGGAUUUACUUUGAAUAUUGCUGAAAAACAAACUGUCCUCUCGUUGGGAACCAGAGACCAAAUGGAAAUCGCGCCCAUCUUAGGGAUUCUCGUUGGCAUUGUAACAGCCCUUCUUCUCGUAACAGUAGUCAUCUUAGGUGCGAUGAAAAUUCGAGCUGCUCGUCGAGAGGGAUCAAGGGGCCCUUAGGCCGGCAUUCUUUAGCGCGAAGGAUAAAGUCAACUUGCCUUUGAGAUCGGAAUCCGAAGAUCUAUUCGACAAAGAUGAUAAGAAUCCGGAUGUUAUACCUAAUAACAAAGAUUCCGACUACCAGCUGGGUUCGGCCUUGCAAACUCCGGGUCUGAAUAAUUCAGUGACCUCUUCUUCUGAAUAUGAGACGGCAACCGCUGUUGGGGCAACAGGGAUGUCGGGGAUAGCGGCAACGGCGAACGCGACCGCCGCCCCUCAGCAACCGCCGCUCGGGCCCCUUCAGGAGGCCUACAUGGCUCGAGACAGGAGUUUUCCACCGCAACACGCUAAUAACGAAGUAACCUACGCCGAAUUAGCACACGCGAGGCCCAACUCCCUAGAGCCCAUCACAAAUGGCGGUAACCAGUAUGGCACGCUUCAAAACAGAGACGACCCUACAAUUUACGCCCAAAUCGACCACUCCAGGAGGCCACCGCCGGUGAAAACAUCUCCGAUGAUCUCUCCCGCCUCAGCCAUCUUUCCUCACAAACAAGGGAUCUACCACAGGGAGGUAGUGACCGUGAGGACGCCGCUGAUGGGCUGCCAGCAAGAAAGUUGUGUAUAAAGUGUCUUUAGGGAUGUUGUUGUAAAUAUGGACGAGUAUGGAGGUGUCUCUAGUGCGUUGAUUCCGGAAAAGGGAAGUGAGAUUAAGAUUUUGAAUAAUUUUAAAUUUGUAGAGGUUAAAACUAUGAAAAACGGUUUAUGUAACUUGGAAAUUUGAUAGUUGAUAUGUUAUAAAUUAGAUACCUUUUUGGUAUUUGGUAAAUAUAAUUACAAGGGUUAUAGCUGGUUGCAAAGAUGUUCAUUCAAAUUUAGAGCUGACGGAGCUCGAGAGAAGUAGAUAAAUAAAUGUCUGAAUGACUAAAACAAACUUAAAUUUAUAAUCCAAAAUGAUAUCGCUAUAUUAGCAUCUAUUCAAUAAAUUCAAUUCAAUCAGAUUUUGAAUACCAAUUUUCAGCAUCUUGUAGAACUUGGGAAUAUAUUUUCAUGGAAUCAAGAGGUAUUCCAGAUUACCAAGAACUACAGAUAGUACAGUCAAAAUGUCAUAAAAAUUCCCUUGACCCUAGGAAAAAUUGCAAGACAAAUUAUUAUUUUUGCAUUAUUCCCCCAUUAAUCAUGGCCCAGUAAAUUAAUCAAAAUCCAAGAUGGCGGCUGAAUUUUUUAUUUUUCCUUAAAAAAUUUGAUAUGAUAUUAUUUCAAUAAAAUUUGGCUGAAAUGUUUAAAAAUUGUAGAUAAAAUUAUAAAAAAAUAAUAUUGACUUUACUUCAUUUUCGUUUUUAAUUCUUUCCUAGCAUACACAGUCCCUUUCUUAUACCAUACAAAUCUAUAGCCAUGAAUUUUAAGAAUUUUGGCUUCAUUAUACAACAUCCGGACACUCUUUAGUAGAUCUUCAUUAAUGUAUAUUAUUUUGCUCUCAUCAUCAUUCUAGUGUAUCUAAUUUUAUCGUUUUCUUCAAUUCCAAUAAUUUAUCUCUGGUUGACUUUUCU